Molecule: messenger RNA, 1524 nt
Organism: Lucilia sericata (common green bottle fly)
Lineage: Eukaryota; Metazoa; Arthropoda; Insecta; Diptera; Calliphoridae
Exons: 3
Coding region: 1-1524 (507 amino acids)
Source: RefSeq, a predicted model, not a curated record
AUGGAUGUAGAGGAUCAAAAUUCAAAUUUCAAAUGUAUUGGCAGGAAGGGAAUAAAACGAAAUAUAAAUCGACAUGUGGUACAACCUUCACCACCGAUACGUUCUUUACAAUCCUUAAACGAUAAUCCGGCAUAUGAUAACACGAAAGCCGAGGUCUUAUUAAUCGAUGACAAAUCCUUGCAAUUAAAUUUAUUAUCGAUUGAAGAAGAUGAUGGCCCUUUCACGAACAUUUCCCAUAAGAUGCAUUUCGAUCACGUCAGUCAUUCUACGGUGGAAAUGAUCAAAUGUGAACUAGCAAUAGUAAUGGAUGAUCUUCUGGUGAAACAUAAAAAUACUUGUAUAAUGCGUUUUGCUACUAAGCAAGAAAUGGAUAUUACCAUAUUCUUUGAUCUCUUUAUAACAUUUCUUAAUAAGCGAAUUUAUCAUCAGAAAUAUAAACUGCAAUAUAUUAAAUUGGAAUGUGUGGACAUAGCAGGAAGCGUAGGAAAUAAGAAAAAUGCACCCUCUGAAAAGGGGUUUACAAUGAAAGCUAAUCUAGCUGGACUAGGAGACAAUAGCGAUGAUGAUUACAAUAACAAUGAUAAAACAUUCAGAUUAAAAAGAAAUUCCACAAAUGAAUUUCGUUCUACUAGAGAUCUACUACUGUGGCUUUUAAAUGAAUAUAAUUAUAAGUUUGCUGAUAAUAAAGGACAUGAAAAAUUGCAGUUUACAUUUUCUUUAGUCGACCACCAUCAAAAUCUUUUUAAAGUAAAAUUGUCGCUUUUCAAUAUCUAUUUAGAUUUAAUGAGCGCCGAUGAUCGCAAUCAUUGGCACCAAUUUAUGGAUCAUAUGGGUGAAGGUUGCCAAGGACUAGAUUGUAAUUUUAUACACUCUGGUUUGACGAUAAGUCUAUCAGGUCACAUUGAAGGUAUAGCCAGUCUAAACACACUUUUACUAUUCGAUGUGCCGACCAAUAUUAAAAUGACAGCUGAUACAAUAGAAAUGCUACAAAUGGCCCAUAGUGUGAUUAAAAACAGGAAAAGAAAAGAAUUGUUGUUGAGCAAAAAGUUGGUCAAUUUAAAUCGUCGUAAAACUUUAUCUUCAAAUGUUUGCACAAAUUUUAUUCUACCACACCAAAAUCAGGAUUUGAACAAUAAUCUGGAUAUAAAACUAAAAAAAGAACGCCGCACUUCCUUACCCUUGCUAAAGGAUUGGUCAACGAAAGGGUUGUCUUUGUCCACGCCUUACAACAUUAAUCACACAAUUAUAAGUAAGCCUUUAUGUGACAAACCACAUUCAAGUAACGAUUUUAAUACACUUAGUGGUUGGUAUCGCAAAAUAGAUGAACGCUUUAGAAAAAUCUGUCAAUUGCGUGAGAAGUAUUACAAUCGAUAUUUUGAAUUAAAAAUUAAAGAAUUUUCCUCAAAUAUCCAACAAAUGUUCAAUUCAUUGGAAUCAUACAUUCCACAAAACGAAAAAGAUUUAAUCAACCUACAGGCUAAUGUAGAGUUACAUGAACUCUUCGAAAGUUAUAAUGAUGUCUAA